GUUAAAAAAAGGCGGUGAUCUGUGACAUCUUAUUUCUGACUGGUUUACCUCGUCUUCCACUGGUUUACCUCGCCUCCCACUGGUUUAUCUCACCAUUCACUGGCUUGUCUCAUCUAUCAAAGUGGUUCACGAGACUUCUUGUAUAAUGAACGAACAGGAAGUGGUUCCAAGUGAUGCAGAUUACCCUGCUUUAGAGACGUUAAUGCAGUGUGCUACUCAGAGAAACUACAACAGAUUUUGUUCCAUCAUAGAUAAAUAUAUUUGCCUCUCUCAUGGUCUUUCACCACCAGACACAGAUAGUAAAAGCUUUGAGGAACCACUUCCGAAAUACGACCUGCAAUUCAAAUCCAGCUACAGUGCACCAAGACAAUCUUUAGAGACCAGUAAAAGCUUGGAAUGCAGCACAUCAGUCAAUGGUUUAAAAGACUUAGAUUUCUCCAAGGAAGUGCAGGAGUUACUGAAUAAGCGUAAAAUAGAGUUGUGUUUGCCAGAAGACUAUCAGAUUAAAGAGAUAGAGGAAGAUAUAUUUGAAAAUAAAUCUCUUUUAUUGCAUAAUACAUUUAGUCCAAGUGAUAGUAGUGCACUUUUAACUGGUAGUGAUGAAAGUCAAUGCAGUAAUUCUAAACAGAUUAAAGUAAAAGAAUUUUUAAAAGAGACAUCAGAAAACAUGAAAAAAUUAGUAAAAGGACCGAAAAAUUUACAUAGUAAUGAGAAUGGGAAGAAUUAUCACGAUAAUUUACCAAUUAAAGGGCGAAGAAAAAGAAAUUGGGCCAAGACAAAAAAGGUAUACGAUAUCAGGAGUGUACCAUUACCAUCUGACAAACCGACACCCAUAGUUAUAUCAGUGCCUACUGGUGCACCAACACCUAUUGGUACACCAACAUCCACUGGUGUAUCAACACCCACUGGUAUACCAGCACCCACCAGUAAACCAUCAUCCACUGAUGCACCAGUGAAUACAUCUACUGGGGGACCAGCCGUCACUGGUGCACUGACAAACACCAUUGUGCUAUCGUCAACUGGCAUACCAACACCCACUGAUGUGCCAGCAUCCACCAGUUCACCAGUAUCCACUGAUGCACCAGUAUCCACCAGUUCACCAGCAUCCACCAGUUCACCAGCAUCCACCAGUUCGUCAUCUUUCACUCAUGCACAAACAUCCACCAGUUCACCAUUAUCUGCUCAGAACCUACUGGAUAUUACACCAAAUGCCUGUGGAAUUGUUCUUACAGAAUUACUUGAUGUUAUUUUUGUGCCUCCAGUUAAUCAGAAAAAUAUACUUGCAUCCUAUAUGAGUAACAACAAUCAUUAUCCCUUAUAUUCUCUUGCUUUCACUGACAGCAAAAGAAAUGAAGCAUCACAGCAGCUGGAAAGCCUACCAAAUACUUCUGUUACAGGAGGUUCCUGUCAAAAAGAGCCAAAAGGAACACUGAAGUUGAAGAAGAGAAGUAAUUCGUUUCAAAAUAUGAGUACCAAUAAGAAAGCUAAGAUGGAAGAUGAGGAUAAGAAUGCUGAAUGUCAUAAAGUGCAGCCAGAAGAAAUGCAUUCUAAACAUAGAGCUAAGCAUUCUUUACUAGAAGAAAUGCAUGACUUGUCAGAAAAUAAGGUAAUGAAGAAAACAGGGAAAAAUAGGGCAACUGGUGAAAAUAGUUUUCAAGUUGUUGGUACAAAGAAAAUAUCUCCGAAAUAUAAAAAUUUACGUUCACACACUCAAGAAAGUUACGUUUUACCUGGAAUUGAAGUAAUCAAUAAGGAAAUGUGUGAAAAGAGACAGACAGGGAGACCCAGGAAAAAUAGUGCAACUGGUAAAAAGAGUAUUCAGAGUGAUUGUACAAGGAAAACAACUCAAAAAAAUAGAACUUUGUGUUCACAGACACAAAGUCACAUUUUACCUGAAAAUGACGUAAUCAAUGAGGAAGUGUGUAGAAAGAGACAGAGAGGGAGACCCAGGAAAAAUAGUACAUCUGGUAAAAAUAACUUUCAAGCAGUUUGUACGAAAAAAUUAUAUCCAAAAUGUGGAAAUUUGCAUUCAAACACACAAGAAACUAACAUUUUACUUGAAAAUAAAGUACCAGUAAUAACUGAUGAAGAAAGAGUGCAAACUCGAUCUAUGAGAAAAGGAUUGUCACAGAGAACCUGGCAGUCACAAGUAGAAUUGCCCACAUUAACUGAAAAUAGGCUAACAAAAAAAGCAGAUGAAACUACAAAGACAGGAUUGAAAGUUUUAAACAUGGUGAAAGCUUCACCAGUGAAAGAUAGUUCAUGUGAUAACCUGUACAAUCUUUCUGUAAAGGAAAUGGUUCCAAAAUGUAGUUCACAUUUGUUACCAAAAAAAAUUUGUAGCAUAAAUGAAGAUAAAACAGUAAAGGAACUGACUGGUAAGAGGAGGACAAGGGCCUGGGAAAAAACAGGAGAUAAGCGCAUACUGCAGGCUCAGUUUUUGCAGAAUUUGUCACUUACAAUGAAGAAACCAGAAAACAUUUCAGGAAGUAAUGCAGUGGCUUCAUGCCCAUCAAAAACUGCAUCUCAUGUGCAGGAAAGAAAGAUUUCUCAUAAUUCAUCUAAAGGCUCAUUCCUUCCCAAAUCCCCUUCAAAACAGCAAAGUAAUAGACCUAAACAAAAAAGAACAUGUGAAGAGGGAACAUUAGUAACUGUUUCUGAAAAAGUUCAGGUCAGUAAUGAACCACACAAAGUGAUACAAAGCACUUUGCUGGAAGAAUGUCAUAAUGAGGAAACCUCAUCAUUGAAAUUACCAAGAGAAUCUGAAACAGAGGCUACCCAUAUGUCCUGUAGGGACGAUACCCUUUUACAAAAAAUGAAAGGUAAGCUAGUACUUAAUAAGAAAUUAUCUGAAUCCAGUAGCCGUCUUGUCUUCCGGUUCUUUAGCAAGGAUGAAGAAAGAAAGAGGAGGAACAGGUUUAAUUUGUUAGAAGAUAGCCUAGAUAGUGACAAUAAAGCACCCAGAAGAGAAGAUGACAAUGCUACAGCAGACCAAAUGGAAAAUGUAACAGUGGCACCUGAUGGAACUUCGAGUAAUACUAGUGGUACACAAAGAGAAGUCAACAGUACAUCAAACAAACAUGUUGAAAACAGAACAACAAACAAUCAAAACUGGCAUAAAUGUUUAGAAGAUGAUAUAAUUGCUGAUAUAGAUGUAACAAAGAAGAGACAUCAGUCUUCUGAUGGUAAAGUGGCAAUUAGUCAUUGUAAAGUUGCUGGAAAACCUGUACAUCUUGAAGAGCACAAGAUGUCUCAGAAAGAUACAGAACAAGAUUUUUCAAGAAUUGUUGAAAAUGUCAUAGUACCUGUAUUACCUUCGCCUAGUGCCAAACCAACUGAUAUCUUGACAGUUCCUGAAGACAGUAAAAUGCACAUUGAAACAAAUGACAAUGACUAUUCCCCAAAGAUGAAAGAUUAUGGUUUAGUAUCUCAGGAAAUUUCAAAGAGUUUGGAAGAAGAAUGUCUUACAUACAGAAAAACUGCAGAAAAUAAAAGAUUAGGUCUACAAAAACAAGUUGACUCAGGCACACAAACUCAGUUAAAUGGGCAUGUAGCUCAAGAUGUACACAGAAAGCAUCCUUCUCAUCCUGUAGAUGAUUCUGAGUCGGGUGAAGAAUUGCAUCUGCAUUCCAUUGUGGAGAGCACUUCAGUAAGUGUUGGUCACCGUGGUAGCCUCCGCAGUUUCUUAAAGGUCUGGGAUACAUUUUCCAACUCAAAGCUUCAGAGCAUGCAAAUGGAAAGUUUCCAGACUAGCCAACAGAGUAACAAGACACAGAAAAAUGUAUCAAGUUUCUGGAGCAUUGACAGCGAUGAAAUGCACAGCGACCAGGAAACUGACGCUUCACAAAAUUCAGCAUUACUACGUAAAAAAAGUAGAUAUGGUGAAGCUCAGCACAUUUCACUCUCAAGUUGUCAGAAAUCAGGGACAAGACUGAUAAACACAAGUUCUGUACCUGACUAUAGCAUUUUGGGAGGGGACCGCUGGGUUUCUGCAGUCAAAAAAAUUAAUGCAAAUAAAAAGCCUAUUUUGCACCUGGCUUCACAUGCACAUAUUGUAAAGAAAACCAACAAAAAUAAAAACAGGUAUGGAAGGAAAAUGAGCUAAACAACAAAUAUAUGAAGAAAUCACAUAAUAGCUUAUUAAAAAUAAGUAAGUAUAACAGUGAACCUUUUGAUAUGCUGUUCUUGUGAAUUAUACAGUACAGUACCUAGAAUGAUUUAAAACUGGCUGAAGAUUGUCCCAAGAGUAACAAGUUUGUCACAAGGGUAACAGAAGUUUGUCAUGUGUAACAGAAGUUUGUCACAAGAGUAACAAGUUUGUCCUAAGAGUAACAGAAGUUUAUCCCAAGAGUAGCAGAAGUUUGUCCCAAGAGUAACAGAAGUUUGUCACAGAAGUAACAGAAGUUUUCACAAGAGUAACAGAAGUUUGUCACAAGAGUAACAGAAGUUUGUCACAAGAGUAACAGAAGUUUGUCACAAGAGUAACAGAAGUUUGUCACAAGAGUAACAGAAGUUUGUCACAAAAGUAACAGAAAUCUGUCACAGAAGUAGCAGUCUUCACAAGAGUAACAGAAGUUUGUCACAAGAGUAACAGAAGUUUGUCACAAGAGUAACAGAAGUUUGUCACAAAAGUAACCGAAGUUUGUCACAGAAGUAACAGAAGUUUUCACAAGAGUAACAGAAGUUUGUCACAGAAGUAACAGAAGUUUUCACAAGAGUAACAGAAGUUUGUCACAAGAGUAACAGAAGUUUGUCACAAAAGUAACAGAAGUUUGUCACAAGAGUAACAGAAGUUUGUCCUAAGAGUAAUUAGCACAUUUUUUCCAUCUGGAAAUUUUAUAUUCAUUCAAGAAAGAAAUGAUGGCAGAUAAUAUUGACAGUACAUUAGUACAGUACUUUUAAUAGGAUUCCUCAUGAGAGAAUUGUCUGGAAAUUGCAAAAUAGAGGACGUAGAUGAAAGUAGACUUAUUGUUUGAAAGAAAUUUUUUUAUGAAUGAUAGUAGGGAAAAAUAUCUUUGAGGUUAUGGCAUUAAUAAGGUACCAUAAGCAUCAGAGUUCAUCCCAGUGAUAAUUUUAAUUUUAUAACAUAUGGAGGAUGUGCCAGAAGGAAUAUGUAAUUAAUUAUAUGACUUAUGUUUAGAUAUGAUGCUUCUGCUUGCUCUGUUGGCUGUUGCCUCAUUGGUCACUCCUUGGUAACUGCCCUAGGCUGGCUGGCUGGCUUCAAGACACAUUCUUUCCCAGAACUAUUUUUAAUUGUAGUUGUAAAAGUAAUAGGAUUAAUAAUAGUACAAAGUAGUAGAAGUUAUAGUAGUAGUGACAGCUGUUUUAUUACAUCUCAUUGGGAUGGGGUAGCUUAGGUGCAUCUCCAGCCUUCUCCACUGCAUGUUCUGCCAGAUCACAAAGGAUAAUAAGUAUGCCCUUUGUAUACUACUACUAUUACAUUCAUGGCACUGUAUAACCUGUAGGGGGUCAUACAGUGCCUGGGCAAUGGGAAGGGCAGGAAGUAAUCAAAGAUUGAUCCAAGGAAAGGAAGGGGUAUCUCCAAUUUAUAGGAUCAAGAUCCCUUACUAGCAUCAAGACAUUUCCCUGCUCAAGAAGUAAUGAAAGGUAGCUACUCUAAAACCUGUUCUGCUCUGUCUAACUUUUGUUAAGCAGAAAUGAGUUUUAAAGUGAAACAAAGGAAGCCGUAAGAAGUGGCAUAUAUUUUUUCUUCUUUUUACAAGCUGUGUAGUCAUGGGAUAUUGUACCUGGUAUGUUUACUCUGUCAGACCUCCACUCUUGAGAUAUUACCUCUAGUGCCAAUGCUGUCCAUAGCAUUUUAUUCACAGUUGUUCUGUUAUCCCAGCUUUGAUUGCUACAUUCUCAUCCUAUUUCAUUUUCUUCUCAUAAUUUCCCCCCCUCUCUCUCUCUGUUAAGCAGCAUUGAAUAUCUCUUACAGAUUUAGUAUUUUCCAUGAGUACAGUAGAGUAUUAGUAUACAUAUGAUUUUGCUGGAAAUCCUAUAAAUAACACUGCCUGUUAACCCUUAAAUGGUCCAAACAUAUAUAUACGUUCACGUGCGUAGUGCCCCAAACGUACAUAUACGGUAUUGUGCCUUUUCUUGUUAUAUACGUUUUCUUUGUCAUUUAUUCAACAUUGCCACGAUAAGCCUGAGUCACCUAGACAUGAGAGAAUUAUUAAAAUAAUUGGGGAUGCCUGGGUACCAUAUGCUCUUUUUUCCUAUUAAAAAAAUUUUUUUUUUUUCUCAAAAAAAUUUGGGGCGCUACGCAAGUGAACUUAUAUAUAUGUUUGGACCGUUUAAGGGUUAAAAAACUUUUCUACAGGCCAAUGUUUCUCUGACUACACUCACAUAAAACAUUAGUACUGUCUUUCAGAUUCAAUGAGGCCUUAGAAAACUUGGAAAUGGACCUUAUGAGGCUAUACCAUGAUUCAGAUAUUUUAGAGAGCACAUUAUGUCACAAUACUCUCUUAAGUAUUGAUUUUAAUUUACAAUAAAGUUUAUAUAAGUACCUGUAUUAUGGAGUUCAAAAAUUACUAAAGCCCACAUGCUAGGAUUAAGCAUAUUAUACAGUACUAAGCAUUAUAUCUUUUGCAGCUUAAUGCCUCUGAGAUAGAUCCAGCCUUUAGAGAACAUUUCUUCCCACUUGCCUGAACUAGAAACUGGUAUUUCAGUCAACUUUUUAGUUAAAUAGAGCUAACCUCUCAAGUUGAGUUAAUUAUUUGUUAGGUUGUAGAUUACAUAAGAACAAGCUUGCUUGACAAUUAAAUAAACCUGAUAUAUCUUGACCUGCUAGCUAGCUAGCAGCUAAAUUUUCUGCAUAUAAUAUCAUUACCAUUUUUUAGACUUUAAAUUCUUGGUUACAAGAAAUGACCAGUUGAAUAGUACCUGAAGUGUGAAUUUAACAGAUUUUAAUGAUUACCAUAUAUGAAAAUUUUAUUCAGGCUGUACUUCACUAUUUCUUUGUUAGCAUUAUAAUAAUGCAAAUUUAGUUUAAAAAGGCACUUGUUAGAAAAGGAGAUCUUUAUUAGUUUAACUGUUGACUUACAUGAGGCUUUUUCAAGUACAAUGCAUUAAAUAUCGAAAGUGACUCUUACAUGCAUUAGUGCUGUGAAGUGGUGGGAUCAGAUGCUGAACUAGGUUGAAAUCAGAAGAAAGCGAGAUGUCCCAUUUGGUGUACAUGAGGUGACCUGUCAGGUGAGGAGGUAAGAUGGUCUUAUCAGAUACGGAUGAGAUCCACUGCAACGUUAGGCAGAGUCUGCCUCAAGGAGUCAGGUCAUGAUAAAUUGUGUUAUUUGUGUUUGAUCCAGACCACCUAACAUUACCUGACUUCUAUUGCCAUGGACUCUGCACCUGAUCAGACUACCUGCCUUACCUGUGCCUAACUGGUCACCUCACCUAUACUUUAGCAGACAUUCAUAUAUAUAUAUAUAUAUAUAUAUAUAUUUUAUUGUGCCAAAUAUGUAAAACUGGUCAGUUAGCAAGAACUCAUUUAAAAUUAAGUCCUUUCUGAAAUGUUCACUUAUACAUUUAAAGAUAUAUUUUUUUCAUUAGUGUUAAUGUAAAAAAAUUUAAUUUUGCACCAAAAGAAUCUUAGAAAACUUACCUAACCUUAUUAUAACAAAAGCAAUUUAUUUUAGCCUAACCCAACUAAAUAUAUUUUAGAUUUGUUUACAGUAAUUUAAUACUAAACAAACACAGUGAUAUAUAUUUUUUUCGUUAGGUUCAGAAUGAUUUUGACGAAAUUAUUGCAUACACAAAUUUUCACUUGUCCUAUAUGGCAAGAUGAACGUUGCUAUUUAAGCCAAGAUCGCAAAUUCUGCCUAUUCGGCAUGACAUAUAUAUAUAUAUACAGUGGACCCCCGCUUAACGAUCACCUCCAAAUGCGACCAAUUAUGUAAGUGUAUUUAUGUAAGUGCGUUUGUACGUGUAUGUUUGGGGGUCUGAAAUGGACUAAUCUACUUCACAAUAUUCCUUAUGGGAAAAAAUUCGGUCAGUACUGGCACCUGAACAUACUACUGGAAUGAAAAAAGUUCGUUAACCGGGGGUCCACUGUAUAUCUUUCUUUCUUUCAACACACCAGCCGCAUCCCACCAAGGCGGGGUGGCCCAAAAGGAAAAACAAAAGUUUCUCCUUUUACAUUUAGUAAUAUAUACAGGAGAAGAGGUUACUAGCCCCUUGCUCCCGGCAUUUUAGUCGCCUCUUACAACGUGCAUGGCCUACGGAGGAAGAAUUCUGUUCCACUUCCCCAUGGGGAUAAGAGGAAAUAAACAAGAAUAAGAACUACAAAGAAAAUAGAAGAAAAUCCAGAGGGGUGUGUAUAUAUAUGCUUGUACAUGUAUGUGUAGUGUGACCUAAGUGUAAGUAGAAGUAGCCAGACUUACCUGAAAUCUUGCAUGUUCAUGAGACAGAAAAAGGGACACCAGCAAUCCUACCAUCAUGUAAAACAAUUACAGGUUUUUGUUGUACACUCACUUGGCAGGAUGGUAGUACCUCCCUGGGUGGUUGCUGUUUACCAACCUACUACCUAGGAUAUACAGUGGACCCCCGCUUAACGAUCACCUCCAAAUGCGACCAAUUAUGUAAGUGUAUUUAUGUAAGUGCGUUUGUACGUGUAUGUUUGGGGGUCUGAAAUGGACUAAUCUACUUCACAAUAUUCCUUAUGGGAAAAAAUUCGGUCAGUACUGGCACCUGAACAUACUACUGGAAUGAAAAAAGUUCGUUA
Molecule: messenger RNA, 8722 nt
Organism: Cherax quadricarinatus
Lineage: Eukaryota; Metazoa; Arthropoda; Malacostraca; Decapoda; Parastacidae
Product: serine-rich adhesin for platelets
Molecular function (GO): DNA binding
Source: RefSeq, a predicted model, not a curated record